AAUAAAUAAGUAAUUAAUUGUAACCAUGCCGAACGUAUUAGUUAAGCCUAAAGGCCCAUAUGAGCUUAAUAAGCGAUUUCGGCAUAUGGAAGAACGUCAAAUGGAAUGGAAUCGUCACCAGUUCAGGAAUCAAAAGAAAAAAACAUAAAUGGCGUUUACUUAAAUUACUUUCUUAUUAUUUUGCAUUUUACAUAUUCUUAGCUGCUUUUUCAAUUGGUUAUUUUAUAUUUCUUGUAAGGCUUCUCAUACCUGCUAACCAUCCACGUCUGCCAAAGGGAACAGGACUAUCCUCCGUACCAGGACAUUUUGUGGGAAAUGUGAAAUUAAUACGUUACAAGGAGAAUCAAAUAAAGGAAUUAAGUCCAUAUGUUGAGCAACUCGACAAAUUUGUUGCAAAAUAUGGCACAGAAGGAAUGCGUCAUUUGAGAUCGUGCAAUUUGGAUAAUUAUUGGGGAUACGAUUCUGGACUUCCAUGCAUUUUACUAAAACUCAAUUUUGCUCUUAAUUUCGUAGCUGUUACCUAUGACGAUUCAAUAACACUUCCCAAACAGGUGCCCAACGAUCUAUAUGAUUACAUUCUGGAAUUGUCAGAGGAACAUCGCACAAAUCGCAUUUGGGUAGCCUGUAAUUUCAUGGAUAACCAAACUAUAGCGGAUAUCGAAUAUGUUCCCUAUCGCUAUUACGAUUCGGAUGGAUUAUUUUUAAAGAGCAAUUCGUUUAUACGCUCAAUCUCUGAGAAUUUAACCGAUGAAGUUACGAAAGAGGAUCCAGCAUACCGUCGAGUUAUUGGCGUUCAAUUUCAUAAUCUUCCAGUUAAUCAGGAUGUUUAUGUAAAAUGCCAAGUGUGGGCGAAAAAUAUUCCUCUAAGAUUCGCAACGACUGUAUUUGUACUACAUGUGGAAGCACUGAAAAUUGAAGAGAAAGUGGAGGACGAUUAUUCAUUAUAAAUCAAAGUAAACAUAGCACAUACAUAUGUAUAUAGAAAUUGAAACUAAACGCAAACAUUAUCAAAAAUAUAUUUCAGUCCUAUUUGUGCAUAUCUACAUAUUAUAUAUUUUCCUGAAUCAAGUAAAAUAUGCCAGAAGACCAUAUAAUACCCGCUGGAGACUACAGAAUCCGCAAGAGAUUUCGGAACGAGGAGAUCAUACGUCGCAAGAGAGACAUGCCCUGGAGUAAAAAAAGUCUUGGACCUAGACCACAAUAGACUUUUUGGACGUACAGCUUGGGGAUGGUGCAGAAUUAUUGGAUUUUACCUUGUGCGCCUGGUGUUUCAAUAGUGCCCACAGGAAUGAGUACAAUAGAUUUUCACCCACAUGACGAAACGGAAAUCGAUCCCAUAGCCGACAAUAUAGAUCGAUUUUUUAAUAAAGUCGAAGCAAGUGGACGGAGUAAAAAUGUUUUCGAUGCGUGCAACAGGGACAAAACAUGGGGUUAUUAUACGAAAGAACCUUGUGUGUUCGUUAAAUUGAACAAAGUGUAUGGAUUCGAGCCAGAAACUUAUGAAUCAGAAUCGGAGCUACCCAAAGAUAGUCCCAGUGAAAUAGCAGAUUUAAUGGCCCAAUAUGGUGGUUUUGCAAAAAUUUGGUUAACAUGCGAUGCGACUGAUGAGGAAAACUCGCCAUCAAUCAACUAUAUACCCUAUCCAUAUUUUGAUACAAGCACCGAUAUGAAAGGUUUAAAUCGUGUGGUCGCCUUACAAUUAAGCGAAAUGCCUACAAACGAAGAUAUAACCAUCAUCUGCAAAGUAUGGGCUAAAAAUAUUCGCAUUGAUAUGGAAUAUCGGGGUACUGGUCAUACAAGAUUCUCGAUUAAGGUGCGUGGAAAGGCGUAGCUCUAUUACAAAGUUUGGGUUUAGAUUAUUUACAAAAUUAUAUUCAGCAUAAGGAAAAAUAAAAUUAUUCUCCCUUCACAGGAUUAA
Molecule: messenger RNA, 1918 nt
Organism: Drosophila sulfurigaster albostrigata
Lineage: Eukaryota; Metazoa; Arthropoda; Insecta; Diptera; Drosophilidae
Product: sodium/potassium-transporting ATPase subunit beta-like
Exons: 2
Coding region: 1229-1831 (200 amino acids)
Biological process (GO): potassium ion import across plasma membrane; intracellular sodium ion homeostasis; sodium ion export across plasma membrane
Cellular component (GO): sodium:potassium-exchanging ATPase complex
Molecular function (GO): ATPase activator activity
Source: RefSeq, a predicted model, not a curated record